GAGAAAGAAAAUGUCUGGUGAUUGUUCAUCAUCAAAAAGAACUUCACUUUCCUCAUUUCAACAGCCCUUAAAUAGUUGUACUAAUGCAUCUUCUGAUGUUGAACAAUUUAGAAUUAAUGAGACAAUUCGUAUUCGUGAAAGCUUGGCAGAUUUAAAUUCUAAAGAUCUCAGAAAUUAUUUUAAAGGAGUGAGGAAAUUGUGUGAUGACUUGGAAGCUAAAAAGGAAGAUUUGGAGGUUUUAUUUAAAUUUAUUGGAAAUAAUUUUCUAUUGAAAAAUAAUGUACCGUUGUUGCGGAUGGCCUUUUUUGCGAAUUUUUUUUAUUUAUCGAACUGA
Messenger RNA from Meloidogyne enterolobii, 334 nucleotides. The record is from the annotation of a GenBank genome assembly. Lineage: Eukaryota; Metazoa; Nematoda; Chromadorea; Rhabditida; Meloidogynidae.